Molecule: messenger RNA, 3121 nt
Organism: Danio aesculapii
Lineage: Eukaryota; Metazoa; Chordata; Actinopteri; Cypriniformes; Danionidae
Gene: gpr184
Product: G protein-coupled receptor 184
Exons: 2
Coding region: 389-1441 (350 amino acids)
Biological process (GO): G1/S transition of mitotic cell cycle; negative regulation of G2/M transition of mitotic cell cycle; G protein-coupled receptor signaling pathway
Cellular component (GO): membrane
Molecular function (GO): G protein-coupled receptor activity
Source: RefSeq, a predicted model, not a curated record
AAGUUUCUGCUCGUUUGGAAAGAUUUUACUCAUUGCGGUUUGUUCUAUCUCCAUCACAUGUAGCUCAAAAAAAGAAGAAGUUCCAGUCUAGAAUCUUUCUGAAGACAUCCAUGUGCGAGAGAGGUUUUAUCUCUCCACCCCUUUCUGUCUCUCUGCCUCUCAAUUCAUCUUUUCUCCUUCCUCUCAGUGCGAAGUGCAGCGGCCAAACCUACUCUCACAGGGUCACUUUUGAUCAUCUCUGGGCAUGAAGCAUUAUUGAAGUGCAUGACACCCUCUUCAAGUCUGGAAAUCUCAGCUGUGCCACUUCUCCCAGAGGACAAGUGACUGGAACUAGGCUUGAGCAGCUUCUGGAAAACUGAAGUGGUUGGGAUUUUGUGGACUCUAGCUUAUGCUUGUGGGAGAACAAUCCGUUUUUCGCUCUGUUCAUUUGCAGAUGAUCAUGAACGCAACAUCUAACACAAGCAACUCAUCAUGUGUGAUCAUGAACUCAUUAUCAGGUCACCUGCUGAUGUCUAUCUACAUUGUUGCCUUUAUCCUGGGGUUGCUGUUUAACCUGAUCACCAUCGGUCCCAUAAUUCAGCAGAUCUACAGAAAAAACAUCCUUGGGAUUUACCUAUUCAGCCUGUCCAUCUCCGAUCUACUGUACAUCCUCACUAUGCCUCUGUGGAUUUAUUAUUUCAACAACAACCACAGAUGGACAUUUGGCCAGGAGCUCUGUAGCCUGGCAGGUUUCUUUUACUACUCCAACCUUUACAUUAGCAUCUUUCUGCUUUGUUGGAUCUCCAUCGAUCGCUGCCUGGCCAUCACCUUCCCACUGCGAGUCCAAGCCUUCCGCCGGCAGCGUUAUGCCUGGAUCAUUUGUGGACUGGUCUACAUUUUUGUCAUGACAUUGCACUCUUUGGUUCUGUAUUUGGACAAGCUGUCUGAUCCACUAGAUGAUAGUGAACAGAGGUGCUAUGAGACCUUUCCAAUGACGGAACGCAUUGCAAUGUUUAACCUGAUACGAGUCGGAAUUGGAUUUUUCUUGCCGCUGGUUGUCAUAACGGUCUGCUACUGCUUGAUCCCUACCAAAGUACAGCAAAGCAGAGGGGUGGACGAUCAAGGCAAGCGCAAAGUGAAGCUUCUGUCAAUGGGAGUCAUUGGCAUUUUCUCCUUCUGCUUUGCGCCAUACCACAUCCUCCUGAUGGUACGAUCCAUUGCCUUCUUUACUGUGGGAGAUAAACAAAGCUGCUUAAUUGAACAAGAGAUGUAUAUACCCUUCACUUGCUCCCUUGCGCUAUCUAGCCUGAACAGUGUGGUGGACCCAGUGCUCUAUGUUUUGGCCAGUAACGGAGUGAGGGAGGACAUGAAGAUUUUCUGUUGGAAAAACAAGACGAGGAACGCCACAAGAAGCCAACUAGUUGAUUCCAAAUGGAUGACAAGAAUGACCAACUGCUGUUAGGACUUAGAAAUCUUAGGACUUGAAAAGAAGAUUGGAGCCUGGUAAUGCUCCUUAUUUGUAAAUACUGUGCAUACCCAUUCAGGAGUGGGUUUAUGUAGACAUGGAAAUAAUCUUGUAGAAGGAAUCUGAGUGUCAAGCAGCCAAACCAACAAUCUGACGUACAUUAUUUCAACUCCAUCUCUUUGAUCUAAAUAACUGAAUUUACUUUUUAAAAGUCACCUACUCUAUGUCUCUGGAUCAUAGUGAUUUUGUAAUUAUUUGAUGAACUCUUGACACCAUGACUGCAAAAGACUGCAUAGUGCAGGUGGCAAUAGGGAAAAAGUACUUUUUUGUAAACAUUUAUAAAUAAGCCUAACUUAUGUCAAUGCUAAUGACUUAUUCUGACAAUACUGACAUUGUAACAUUACAUAUUAAUGCCUGGUUAAACUGUAUUGUUUCUGUUUGUGAAUAAGCUGUUUUUAAAUCGAAAUGCUGCACAAAAGUGAGUGGUUUAGUCAAUGUACAAAUGUGUUCUUAUGCCAGAAAAUGGUUGAAUCCCACCCUAAAAGACAAUGGUUGAAACCUGACCAUAAAGAUUUUUUUAUUUGAUUUGAUUGUUUUGCUCUUGUUCCUUUAGUCUAAAUGAAUGUAAUGGCAUUUUUUUUGUUUGAUACUAUCCCUUGAGUUAAACCCUGAGAGCCUUUCUUUCUGCAUUAUCCCAUUGUAACCAACAGAUAUGCUCAGUGUACUACAUUUCUAGUGCAUCUGACCAGUAAAUUCAAAUUGUAAAAUCUAUUGAGUAUAAUGUUGAAUUUAGCAACCGCAGUCAGUGUAGUUGAAUAAAAACAACAAACAAUUUCCCCCCAGCAUUUUCUAGAAGCCAACACAAAGACACCAAAACUAGCACUGGAUACCUGAGCAUUCAGAAUUGUUAUCUGACCCAGCUGGGGCUUGAACCAGCAAACUUCUUACUGUGAGGCGUCAACGCUACCCACUGCGCCACCAUGUCGCCCCUUAGAUUAUAUUAGCAUGUUUUUUGUUCUUCUUCUUCUUGGUCUUUAAAUCCAUGUUCAAGACUAUAUUUUAUAUUCAUUAUUGUAAUUAUUAUUAUUAUUACUGAAAACUGAAAAACUUAUUUCCUUGGUCUUGGUCUUGUCAUGAACUCACAUAGACUGUCUUGCCUUUGACUCGACCCUGUUUUCAACCCUCAGUCCUUAGCUGAACUGAAUUAAGCUGCACUUUUAUUUACUCCGUAGAAAUGCAAAAAAGAGAGGAAUUAUUACUUCAUGGAUUGCCCAAGAGGGGGUAUAUAUCUGUGUCCAGCUUAGGAACAUCAAGAGGAUGUUUACAAAUUGCGGAUUUGCAGUUUAAAAGGACCUGUAUCUCUGUCUUUGAAGGACCCUUAAAUCACUUGAACUUUCAAUGUGAGAGACCGACUCAACCCAAGUGUUGUUAUUGUAGGAUAAAGUCCCAGCUGUCUGUUCUGUUUAAUUCAAAGAUGACUGUAAAUAACCAGAUUUAGCCAUUAAAUAUUUAAUCUAGAUGUUAAUAACAACAAAAAAGCAAUGUAAGCACUUUUCAAUGCGCAGCAUGUCGCUAUUGCCUUUACAUGUUAUGCUUGACAAACCCCACAUUUUCUAAUCUGUAAUUUACCAUUACUGCAAAGAAAGAAUAGAUUACGAAAUAAAAGAAAGACACUGA